UUAUGCUAUUCACUAAAUUAGAAAAACAAAAGUUAUUCCACCUUGUUCUCUUGUUUCUUUUUUAACCUACAUGGAUCUUCAAACAAUUUUCCCUUUCACCCUUUUUUCCAUUUUCCUCCUCUCCAUCAUUGUGACACUAAAACUAAAGAAAAAGAUCAAGAAAAUUGAAUCAAUUCCAAAUAUACCGCCAGGGCCACGGAAGCUUCCAAUCAUAGGAAACAUUCAUAAUCUUAUUGGCUCUCCACCACAUAGAAAAUUAAGAGAAUUGUCAAAAAAGUAUGGCACUUUAAUGCAUCUUCAACUUGGUGAAGUUUUCUUUACUAUUGUUUCCUCAGCAGAAUAUGCUAAGGAAAUAAUGAAAACUCAUGAUGUUAUAUUUGCAUCAAGGCCUUUAACACUAACGUCAGAGAUAAUGUUUUAUGAUUCAACAGAUAUAGCUUUUUCACCUUAUGGUGAUUACUGGAGACAACUUAGAAAGAUUUGUAGUGUAGAACUUUUAAGUAUAAAGCGUGUUCAAUCUCUUUGGCCAAUCAGAGAACAAGAGAUGAAUAAUCUCAUUCAAAGGAUUGCUUCUGAUGAAGGAAGAGUCAUCAAUCUUUCUCAAGAAGUUAUAUCAAUGAUGUAUACAUUUACUUCAAGGGCUGCAUUUGGCAAAAAAUAUAUGGAGCAAGAUGAGUUCAUAUCAUUGGUAAGAGAAAUGUUGCGAAUAAAUGGAGGUUUCUAUAUUGGUGACUUGUUUCCUUCAGCAAAGUUCCUUCAAAACAUCACUGGGAGGAGGUCUAGGCUUGAAAUGUUACAUCAAAAAGUUGACAGAAUACUUGAGAAGAUCAUCAAUGACCAUAAAGAAACAAAAUCUACAACCAAACAAGGUUUAGUUGAAGGAGAGGAAGAUUUGAUUGAUGUCCUUUUGAAAUUUGAGGUAGAUAGAAGCAAUGAUCCAGAUUUUUGCUUAACGGAGAGAAACAUCAAGGCUAUAAUCUUGGAUGUUUUCAUUGCUGGAAGUGACACAGCAGCACAUACAAUUAACUGGACCAUGGCUGAAAUGAUGAAGGAUCCAAGAGUAUUGAAAAAAGCACAAAAUGAAGUUAGAGUGACAUUCGAAAAAACUGGAAAAAUUGAUGAAACAUGCAUUAAUGAGUUAAAUUACUUGAAAGCAAUCACCAAAGAGGUAUUAAGAUUGCACCCUCCUGCUCCUCUUUUAAUUCCAAGGGAAUGUGGACAAAAUUGUGAGGUUGAUGGUUAUCAUAUACCAAUCAAAAGUAAGGUGAUAAUCAAUGCUUGGGCAAUUGGAAGGGAUCCAAAAUAUUGGACCGAUCCAGAUAAGUUUUAUCCUGAAAGGUUUAUUGAUAGUUUUAUUGAUUAUAAAGGAACUAAUUUUGAGUACAUUCCAUUUGGUGCUGGAAGGAGAAUUUGCCCAGGUUUAAACUAUGGUAUGGCAAAUGUUGAAUUGGCUCUUGCUUUGUUAUUGUGUCACUUUGAUUGGAAACUUCCUGGUGGAAUGAAAAAUGAAGAUUUGGACAUGACUGAGCUAUUUGGAGCUUCUGUUAUAAGAAAAGAUGACCUAUGUUUGAUUCCAACAACUUAUCCUUCAUUUAAGUAGUGCUGAAAAAUGAAAAGAUUUGAGAAUUAAAUUUGUAUAAUUUGUAUAAUUUUGUUGGUAUGGAAAUAUAUAUGAAUAUGUAUGCCAUGAAAAUGGUACUUUUA
Molecule: messenger RNA, 1704 nt
Organism: Medicago truncatula (barrel medic)
Lineage: Eukaryota; Viridiplantae; Streptophyta; Magnoliopsida; Fabales; Fabaceae
Product: cytochrome P450 71D11
Exons: 2
Coding region: 71-1600 (509 amino acids)
Molecular function (GO): monooxygenase activity; heme binding; iron ion binding
Source: RefSeq, a predicted model, not a curated record